GCUCUUUUCCCGGGACACAUUCCUCAUUAUUGUGACAAUACCACACUCGCCAGUAUUUUCUGCAGUUAGCUUAUUAUUCCACUCCUUCGGUCGGUUUCGUUCGAUCAGAUUCUUGCUCCGUGACCGCAAUCAUCCUUGCGCCGAACAUGAAGCACAUGCGCAGCCUUCUCUCCACAGCGCAAGCCCUGCGCCAGGUCUUUCUUCCGCCCCAAACCAUCCUCCGAUCGCAAUAUCUACGGCCUUCAUCCAUUGGCAUUCGGGCAUCUCUCCGCCCUUUCACCUCCACCCCGGAAUUCCUGGCAUCGAGACCGAAAGCAAAACCAGAAGAUAAGAGAUCAAGUGUAGCAAACCUUGUCAAAGAUGAAGCCAUCACCGCGGAGUAUGUCCAGCUUGUGAACGUGGAGGGCACUCUGGACCCUCCAGUUCGAACCUGGCUGGCUCUCAGGAGAAUCGACCGUGCCAAGGAGUGGUUGAUCCAGGUCAAAGCAGAGAUGGAUGGCGCGCCGCCGGUCUGCAAGGUCGUGAACAAAGCCGAGUAUCGUGAGCAAGAACGUGCCCGAGCCAAGGCGGCUCAUGCUGCUCGAACCUCUCUCAAGCAAGUGGAAUUGAACUGGGCCAUUGACAAUCAUGAUCUCAGCCACCGUUUGAAAAAGAUCACGGAGUUCAUUACCAAGGGUCACAAGGUGGAGGUUGUCUUGUUGAGGAAGAAAUACAAGAGAGCCCCUAAGCCGGAGGAGGUUAAAAACGUCAUGGACAAGGUUGUGCAGACCAUCAAGGAGGCCAAUGGUAUGCAAAUCAAGCCCAUGGAGGGAGAGCCGGGGAAUCAUGUUUUGUUCACUGUGAAGAAGAAGCCCGACCAGCAACAUCAGCAGCAGCAGCAGGCGGAGACGCAGCCGGAGACGCAGCCGGAGAAGCAGCCGGAGACUCAGCCCGAGACUGUGUAUUAGAUCAUACUCUUGUAUAUUAGCCCAGCCCGUAUCUAUUUCCUCUUAAGGCAGGC
Aspergillus homomorphus CBS 101889 is the source of this 1000-nucleotide messenger RNA. RefSeq names its product putative translation initiation factor IF3. The transcript has a single exon. Gene Ontology annotation, cellular component: mitochondrion. Gene Ontology annotation, biological process: ribosome disassembly; mitochondrial translational initiation. Bases 147 to 947 code for a protein of 266 amino acids. Lineage: Eukaryota; Fungi; Ascomycota; Eurotiomycetes; Eurotiales; Aspergillaceae. Gene Ontology annotation, molecular function: ribosome binding; translation initiation factor activity. The record is from RefSeq and is a predicted model, not a curated record.